This is a messenger RNA of Rhipicephalus sanguineus (brown dog tick), 1615 nucleotides long. RefSeq lists its product as uncharacterized. The transcript has 3 exons. NCBI's taxonomy places the organism in Eukaryota, Metazoa, Arthropoda, Arachnida, Ixodida, Ixodidae. Bases 4 to 1023 code for a protein of 339 amino acids. The record is from RefSeq and is a predicted model, not a curated record.
CACAUGCCGUCACAUGCCCGGUGGUUGUGCGAUUGUUACUGCGCUCUUUUCUCCCCGUUAUCCCCGUGUUGUGAUUGCGUAGCUUUUGUUUUGGUGCUAUCGGGCACUUUGUCGUGCCGUGGUGUCUGUGACAGUGCAAUGAGCGCGAGCAAUGACCACGACGUCAUGCGUGACGGUGGUAAGACUACCGCACCAAGGUUUGUGUAUACGGCCGAAGAACGCGAGCUGCUUCGCAACUUGGUGAUGCGGCACAGGUCCGUCAUCGAAAACAAAAGAACGGACAACGUGUCGAAGCGCGCCAAGGACAUCGGCUGGGAAAAAAUUACCGAAGAGUACAACAGCCAACCAGGCAUUCGUCGCGUGACGGUUUCGAAGUUGCGGAAGCUGUGGGACAACGAAAAGACAAAGUGGAAAAAAAUGCAGUCGGAACAAAGGCGGAACUUGUACGCAACAGGGGGUGGUCCAUCGACCUGCCGGCCAAUGAGCCCGUCGUUGGCACUUGUAGGGGCGGCAGCCUCGCAUAUGGCGACACGGCUCCCCAACCCCUAUGACAGCGAUGGAGCACACAUCGGCCAGCCGGUGCUGUCUCUACCGCCGGCACGCAUCUUUGAGAGCAUGGUGACUGGCAGUGAAGACACCAUGGAAGAGCUGCUCGAUGCCCUUUGCCCAGCACCACGCCCCGGGCAGCAAAAGGCUGACUUGCCAAAAAGCCAGUACAUGUCAACUGCGAGAGAUAAAACUCGCCAGUCAACUCAACAUUGUGCUGCCAUUGAAGCACUGGUUCAUGAAGGACAGUCUCUUUUUCUCAAUUUGUUUCUCUUGCAUGCUUCUAUGUACGUUGAGGAGCUGUCCCCAUCUGUUAUUAUUAUCAAGGUGUUUGUGUGGUGUCAUUGUUGCAUGCAACUAGCACCUGUUAUUCGUUUUCAUAAUUACACUAUGAACAGAGUAAUUUCCAAUGUUGUGUGUUCACGUAGAAGCAUGGAAACACACAAGUGUGCCUGUACCGAAAAGCUACAAUGUUAAAAGGCCUUCCUGAUUACAUAGCAUGCCGGUAGGGCACCAGUUCUGUUUCUUUUGUGUAUGCAGACACUACCAAUAUCGCACCAUGGCCAGCUGUUGAAGUCUCGGCUCAACCAGGAGCUAUGGGCUUGCCGACAUCUACAGUGCAGGCGCCUUCAGUCAUAAAGCCCAGCUGCACGCUGCUCCAGUAGUGCUGGCGACAUGUGGUCUCUCAAGUUGGAUUGUGUGACUAACAUGUAGCAGGCGUAUUGCAGAUAAGUUGUUUCUCCACUUAAUCGAAGUAGUUUGUUACUGCUUAUGUUCAUGUAGCUAGUAAAGUAAAAGUAAAUUUCUUAUGACUCCGGCAGCCAUGCAGUACGAUGUACUUUUAUCCAAGAAGUUAUGUGUAAAAUCAGGCCACCUUUUGACAUUAGAUAUGUGUUAUUAACAUAUUUCAUAGACCUCAGAGAAAGAUGCUGAAUGUACAGUUAUUCCAAAUGAAAUGCUUCUCAGGUACGCUGCAGUAAAGCGUUAGUAGCUGCGGCCGUGGCAAUGCUGAGGUUAGAAUGAAUGCAGUAUUCAAGUUUAUAUCUGCAAGUAUCACUGGCCCCCUGCU